Molecule: messenger RNA, 1571 nt
Organism: Hemiscyllium ocellatum (epaulette shark)
Lineage: Eukaryota; Metazoa; Chordata; Chondrichthyes; Orectolobiformes; Hemiscylliidae
Gene: mbip
Product: MAP3K12 binding inhibitory protein 1
Exons: 10
Coding region: 287-1351 (354 amino acids)
Cellular component (GO): cytosol
Source: RefSeq, a predicted model, not a curated record
CUGGAAUGGAUAGGAGAAUUUGCCGAAAACACUCAGCGGCUCAGGCAGCUCCAGUCGAGGAAAAUUAAUCUGCGUCCUUUUUUAAAAAUUGUUUUAUACCUAACUUAACGAACUGAUUUUUUUUUUAAAAAAGAGACUGGUCAAGGAGAGAGUGCGUCUAACAUCAGUGAUAGAUGUGAAAUGUUUAUUCCCAGGGAGAUGGCCACAGGAAGGCGGGUGAGAUUUUGAUCGAGAAGGCAGUGCAAUGCACAACGUGAGCAGCUGCUGAUCACCUUUCCCUUCGGUCAUGGCGGCGGAGGAGGAGGAGGUGGAACCGGGACCGGGACCGGGACUAGCCGACAAGGAGAUGGCCCAGAGCCUGCACACCCUGCUCCACGCGCUCAGCCGCUUCCACCGGCAGCUUAAUGUUGGAGAUGAUGUUUUAAAUAUUACUAUUGAUCUACGCAAGCUUCAGAGUCUGCCAGCACAUCUCAACCCAGGGUACCUUAGUAGCUUACUCCAACAACAUAUCCUUGAUUUACAGUGUGUUUCAGAUAAGCUGAAAUUAAUGACGAGAAAAGACCUAUCUGGGAGUGGAAACAGAGGAGAGACUAUGCUGCUGAUAAAACCUGAUAAUUAUUCCAAUUUAGCAAUGACUGGCCAUAAGCAAAUUUCAAAUAAACCGAUUAAUCUAAAAACAAAAGUAUUUCUAAAUGAUGCUCAAAACAAGUAUGAAGGACAAGACGAACCAAAAAGCCAGACUGAUACAGAAUUGGUUCAAAUCAAGGCAAACAGAGAUGAAAUUGAAAGACGAAUUUCCGCAUUCAUGGAGAGAAAGCAGGCAGAGAUUAAUGAAAAUAACAUCCGUGAAUUCUGCAAUGUUAUUAAUUGUAAUCAAGAAAAUAGCUGUGCUAGAACAGAUGCAGUCUUCACACCGCAUCCUGGUUUCAAAAGUCAUAUAAAAGUUUCAAGAGUUGUGAAUACGUAUGGGCCCCAGACAAGGACUGAAGGUGUGGAAGCAUCUCUGCAAAAAUGUGAAACUAUGACACAAAAUUGUGGUAACCCUGCUGUUGAAGAGAGGCUUCACAAUAUGGAAACUCACUUGAAGCUUCCAACAGAUGGUCCAGUUCCAAUUGAUAUUUAUCAAAGGAUCAAGAGGCUGGAAGAUAGAAUUCUUCAUUUGGAAGGUCUUUCUCCAGAAUAUUUUCAACAUGUGAAUUUUCCAAGCAAAAGGCGUAAAGUUCAUGAAACAAUUCAGGGCUACAGUCUGAUAGAAAUUGAUGAGAAGAUUAAUGAACUGAAGGCAGUGCUGUUGCAGAAAGCAAAUGACCAGACUCUACCAACAGAAGCUGACAAGAUGCCUAUGAAAUGAAAGCCUGCUGAAGUGAUUCCAUUGUCAUUCAAAUGCUGCUAUCUGAAGUCCGUAGUCUGGAUUGGAAAUGUUAGUUUGGCUCUUAUAAAGUUAUUUGCUCGUUCUAGUUCUCCGAUAAAUGGGAAAAGCAGCCAUUACUCUUCAGAAGUGGUCAGAAUAGUGGAGUCUUAGAAAUAUUUGUAUCACAGUACUCAGAAUAAACAGAAUUUGUGUUGUGGCA